UGUUCUCUAGAUUCUUGGAGCUGUUAUCCUUGGCUUUGGCCUAUGGAUUCUCCUGGAUAAGACCAGCUUCAUUGCAGUUGUACAGUCCUCAUCGUCUGCAUUGAAAAUUGGGUCGUACAUCUUACUGGGAGUGGGCUCUGUGACCAUGUUGAUGGGAUUCCUCGGCUGCCUGGGAGCAGUGAAUGAAGUCAGAUGUCUUUUAGGAUUGUAUUUCACCUGCUUACUGCUGAUCCUGAUCGCUCAGAUUACAGCAGGGAUCCUGAUCUACUUCCAGAGGGACGCGGUGAGUCAGUCUGCCUUUCAGCUGUACGCACAACUCUUCACGGCCAGCAACAGUCUGAACGACAGUGUGGACCACAGUCUGAACGACAGUCUGAAUGACAGUGUGGAUUACAGUGUGAAUGACAGUGUGGAUCACAGUGUGAAUGACUGUGAAUGACAGUGUGGAUAACAG
Chiloscyllium plagiosum (whitespotted bambooshark) is the source of this 454-nucleotide messenger RNA. The record is from RefSeq and is a predicted model, not a curated record. NCBI's taxonomy places the organism in Eukaryota, Metazoa, Chordata, Chondrichthyes, Orectolobiformes, Hemiscylliidae.